GUGACCACAUGAAGAUGGACAUACCAGAUUUAAUUACACACUAAAACUGACAACAACUGUGAAUAAUAGUUUUUAGUAAUUAACAGGCGCAUAAAUGGUGACAAAGCCCUAGCCGGUAAUUGGGGUAACUUUGUGUCUCUAUGGCUCUUGGUCGGCAGGACGUUACCCUACAUGAUGACGUAACUUCACACCCACAUUCAGCGAGCGCAGAGGCUGAUGGGAAGAAAGGUCAAGAAUCACAAGCUGUUGAAGACACGGAUCUAGUGCUGCGACAAAGAUUAUCUAAUACUCCAGGUGAAACUAGUCUGUUAUUUUAAAUGAGACCUGUACGCUUUGCUGCUAACAAUACAGCAAAAUUACAAUACGCUAUCGCACGGUUCUGUGUGACUCGCCGCCGAUACAGCACUCUGGCUCAAUAGCUAACGUUAGCUGGCUAGCAGCUGCAUUGUUAUUGUUUUCGCUUUAUUUGGGGGCAGUAUAUACACACCUCACAGAGGUUCCUCAGCCGAGACAGGGGCCUGGACUACCUGAGUGAUGGUUUUCUGUCCGUCCCGGGACAAUGGAUGAGAAAUCCAGCAGCAGCAGCAGCCACCACCGGCUUCUCAUCGUCCUACUCAUGGCGUUGCUCUUUGGCGUCAUGAUGAUCCAGUACGUGUGUCCGAGCAGGUCUGAGUGCCAGAUGCUGCACCAGCUGGGAUCCUGGUUGAAGGUCGGUGGUACAACUGGUUCCCACAGCAGUGGCAAUGAAGUCCAAGAUGGGCUCUUAAAGGAUCCGUACAUUGCAGAAGACGGCGCUCUGGUCCGCUUUGUCCCUCGCUUCAACUUCACCAAAGCCGAUUUAAAUCGUGUUGUAGACUUCAACAUCAAAGGGGAUGAUGUUAUAGUUUUUCUGCACAUUCAAAAAACAGGUGGCACGACGUUUGGUCGACACCUGGUGCGGAAUAUUCAGCUGGAGAGGCCGUGUGAGUGCCACGCAGGUCAGAAGAAAUGUACCUGUUACCGGCCAGGUAAAAAGGAAACCUGGCUCUUUUCACGUUUCUCCACCGGCUGGAGCUGCGGGCUUCAUGCGGACUGGACUGAGCUAACCAGUUGUGUCCCGUCACGCAUGGACUCACGAGAGGCUCCUAAGAACCUGCCCAGAAGGAACUAUUAUUAUAUAACCAUCUUAAGAGACCCGGUGUCACGCUACUUGAGCGAGUGGCGUCAUGUGCAGCGUGGUGCCACAUGGAAAGCCUCCUUACAUGUGUGUGAUGGACGUUCACCAACACUGUCUGAGCUACCAAGCUGCUACUCAGGAGACGACUGGUCAGGUUGCUCCCUGCAGGAGUUCAUGGACUGCCCCUACAACCUGGCCAACAACCGGCAGACCCGCAUGCUGGCUGACCUCAGCCUGGUGGGGUGCUACAACGUCUCUGGUACGAGUGAGGAAGAGCGGUGGGCAGUACUUCUGGAGAGUGCUAAACGUAACCUUCGGGGAAUGGCCUUCUUUGGGCUAACUGAGUACCAGCGUAAGACCCAGUACCUGUUUGAGCGAACCUUCAACUUGGAGUUCAUUGCACCCUUCACACAGCUCAAUGGCACACGUGCCUCCAGUGUUGACGUACCUCCUGAGACGCAACACAGAAUCCGCCAGCUAAACCAGUGGGACGUAGAGCUAUAUGAGUACGCCCGUGACCUUUUCCUGCAGCGUUUCCAGGUGGCGAGGCAGCAGGAGCGCAGGCAGGCCAGAGAGAGGCGGCAGCAGGAGAGGAGGCGGCUCCGUGGACGGCUCACAACAAAGCAAGGGAGGCAGCUGAAGCCCACAGAAACACCUCAUCAACAUGACAGCCACUCUGUAGUAACUGAGGAGCAGCAGAGGGAGAAGGCUGGUGAAGACAGUGUGGAGUCAGAAAUGCUUCUCCCAGAGUGGUGGGAUCUGGAUGAGAAUAGUACCAUUGAGGACUAUAUGGACAAUGUGGAACAGUGGUAGUUACGGGAACAAGCAGUAGGGUCUUAAUACUAAGUGUGCCAAGUUCUGCCUUGUCUGUUGUUAAUUAAUCCAAGUUAAUUUUAGUAUUUGCCUUCCACUAUGAUUUUUGUCACUAUGAACUGUUUUAAAAUGACACAUUUAUUUAUUGAUACCAAUUGUAUUUCUUUGCCUCAACUGACAUUCAUAAUGGAUACAUUUUCUUGACAAGAAGAAAGGCUGCUCUAGUUACCUGUUAUCUCAUACCUUUUAGUGUUCACACAAGCCUUCUAGAUUGUUCUCUUGGCUUUUAAACACAUCUGAAAACUUGUGAUGUAGCUUGAAAUGAGGGUAAAUAAUUUUCUUUGUCAAAAGGAACAAUGUGACACUUGUUUCUAUUUAAAAUAUGCUACUGUUUGUGAUUAACAAUCUAUAUGUUUGCCAGAUUGUUGUCUUGUAUGAAAUAUGUACAUUUUGAAAUGUACCUGUGUUUUUAAGUGUCUCUUAAGUUACAGAGGAGAAUGGAAUUUUCAUAGAUACCUCAAUGUGUUGCAUUAACUGCUAAUGUUGUAAAAUUACUGAAUGUGU
Molecule: messenger RNA, 2533 nt
Organism: Seriola dumerili (greater amberjack)
Lineage: Eukaryota; Metazoa; Chordata; Actinopteri; Carangiformes; Carangidae
Gene: hs6st2
Product: heparan-sulfate 6-O-sulfotransferase 2-like
Exons: 2
Coding region: 560-1969 (469 amino acids)
Cellular component (GO): membrane
Molecular function (GO): heparan sulfate 6-sulfotransferase activity
Source: RefSeq, a predicted model, not a curated record